Messenger RNA from Striga hermonthica, 924 nucleotides. NCBI's taxonomy places the organism in Eukaryota, Viridiplantae, Streptophyta, Magnoliopsida, Lamiales, Orobanchaceae. The record is from the annotation of a GenBank genome assembly.
AUGGCGGCCGGAAUUUCUUCGUUCGCCUCCAGCACUGCGGUCCGUUUCAGGCGCGGCCCGUCUCUCGUCCCAAGGCCCGUUCCGGUAGUCGGGCCGCCUAAUUUGCGGCACACGAGCUUCUUCCGGAAAUACCGGGGGAUGUCGUGGCGCGAAACCAGCAGUCGGGGACCUAAUUUGACGGUGUGCUUCGUGCUGGAGACUGAGAAAUCGGCCCAUUCGGAGGAGGAAGGUGGAGGAGCGAUUGAAGCCUCCGCCGCCUCCGCCGUGGCGGAGAAGAUGGCGCGGAAGAAAUCGGAGAGGUUCACUUACUUGGUGGCGGCAGUUAUGUCGAGCUUCGGGAUCACUUCCAUGGCGGUAAUGGCUGUUUAUUACAGAUUUUCCUGGCAAAUGGAGGGUGGAGAGGUACCUUACACAGAAAUGCUGGGUACAUUUGCUCUCUCUGUUGGAGCUGCUGUAGGCAUGGAGUUCUGGGCAAGAUGGGCGCACAAAGCUCUGUGGCAUGCUUCAUUGUGGCACAUGCACGAGUCACACCAUAAACCAAGAGAAGGACCCUUUGAACUUAACGAUGUUUUUGCAAUAAUCAAUGCUGUACCUGCCAUAGCCCUCCUCUCAUAUGGCUUUUUCCACAAAGGCCUUGUGCCGGGCCUCUGUUUUGGUGGUGGUCUUGGAAUUACGGUGUUCGGCAUGGCAUACAUGUUCGUCCAUGACGGUCUCGUUCACAAGAGGUUUCCGGUUGGGCCCAUUGCAAAUGUGCCCUAUCUUAGGAGAGUAGCAUCAGCUCACCAGCUUCAUCACUCGGACAAGUUCAAUGGAGUCCCAUAUGGAUUGUUUUUAGGACCUAAGGAGCUUGAAGACGUAGGAGGACUUGAAGAGCUGGAAAAGGAAAUUAGCAGAAGAAUUAAAUCGUCCAAGAAUUUGAGAUGA